UGUUUGAUCCUGACUUCUCUGAUCCUCCACUUCUUCCAGUGUCUCCCUCUUAUCACCUGAUAAGACAUACUGCAUGGAGUCACUCUGCACAUGUUCAGUUUGGUGUGUAUUGCUAGAGAGUGCAUGUGAUCAGCAAAGAGCCAAUCUGCACUGUCCAGACAGAGAUCAGGGGUUUUGCAUCCUCCUAGAGCAGAAUAGAAAACUACUAUAAGCUUUAACCAGUGCUUAGUUGGACACUGAUAGAAGUCCCAAGACUGCUCUCACUGCUGAUGAAAAAAGGUAUUUAGCAGUUUAUAUUUACUA
Messenger RNA from Staurois parvus, 303 nucleotides. The record is from the annotation of a GenBank genome assembly. NCBI's taxonomy places the organism in Eukaryota, Metazoa, Chordata, Amphibia, Anura, Ranidae.